Messenger RNA from Lytechinus variegatus (green sea urchin), 2286 nucleotides. Its product is annotated as ribonuclease Oy-like. Gene Ontology annotation, molecular function: RNA binding; ribonuclease T2 activity. Gene Ontology annotation, biological process: RNA catabolic process. The transcript has 8 exons. Gene Ontology annotation, cellular component: extracellular region. The record is from RefSeq and is a predicted model, not a curated record. NCBI's taxonomy places the organism in Eukaryota, Metazoa, Echinodermata, Echinoidea, Temnopleuroida, Toxopneustidae. The coding region runs from base 120 to 968 and encodes 282 amino acids.
AUAAAGACGACCCCCACCUCAAAUCUUCACCACUGCUUCAAUAUUUUAAGAGCUAUCGAAAGCGAGAAAGAAACGAAAAGUGAUUGAGACUAAUAAACUGAUAUACCUGAAGACCAACAAUGGCCAAACUGAGUCUAGCCAUCGUUCUUAUGGUAGGGAUAGUCUCUGUUCACACCAACGAAAUCGAUGUUUUUGAAGGACUUUUCGACCAAGUUUGGGAGGAAGCCAAUUUUGAUGGACUCGCUUUGGUCUAUACAUGGGCCCCAACGUUUUGUGUAAAGGGACCAUGUACACUCAAGAGCACAGCUAAGAAGAUAUGGACAAUACACGGUUUAUGGCCGUACAGUAAUAACAUGGCACCUUCGCAAGGGCGGACAAUUGACUGCGGAGGAAUGUACAAUCAGGCUGCUAUCUCUACAAAAAGAUCCGAGUUGGAGGAGAAGUGGCCAUCAUAUAGCUCCAAAACAAAUGACCAAUUCUGGCAACAUGAGUACGUAAAGCAUGGCACGUGCGCGGGUAACCUGGCGAAGUUUAAUUCGCAGCUCAAGUACUUCGAAGGCUCCCUCGAUCUCUUUGAUAAAUACGACAUCAAAUCUAUCUUGGGAAGCGGCAACAACCCUGUGCUACCCUCUAGAACUCUUCAUUAUCCACUGAGUUGGAUCACAACAGCUCUCAAGAAGGGACUCGGAGUGGAACCUAAUGUCUACUGCAUAUCGAAGAACCGUGUGCAAUACUUGUUCGAGAUUCGAGUAUGUUUCGACACGUCUACCCAAUCCAAACUGAUUGACUGUACAGGGCUGACUGGCGGUGGUAAAUGCAACCCUGGAUCGGUUGUAUAUCCACCGUUUCAAGACUACGUCAAUGCCAAGUCUCUGUCACGUGACGAACUCGCUUCUGAUUGGCUGUUCAACAUGAUGGCUGACAUAAUGGAAGAAAGAGAUGGUGAUGAUGAGACCAUGCAGCUAUAAAACAAUAAUAGCUCCAUGGUGAGAUUAUAAUACCACCUCCACCGAAAAGAUUAUAGGAAACGAUCAACUUCUAAUCAGAUUGAUACCAGGGUUUAAUUGUCUUAUACAAUUCACAGAAAAUUAUAUGUUCUCGUUUUUAUUGUCUUUGGGUUGAUAGUGUUGAAUCAUUCUGCUCUCAAAUUUGUAUAUUCCUUUAUUAAAAUGGUAGAUGAAAGGAGUAUUUUCACCGAAAAAAUGAAGAAUAGCAUACGUGCAACCAGGCACGUGUUAAUAAAGCACCAAUGACGAGAUUAUUUUGAUUAUUUUUUCCUUGUUAGUUUGAUUGGCGAUCUAAUCAUAGUCCCGUAAAUUCAAUUCAAUAUGAUUUUAUUCCCUUCUAUAUUUGCACAAAAGUUGCAUCAAACGGUAAAUAUAUGGGAGUCAAAAUACAGUAUUGCAAUUAUAUAGAUAAAAUUUCAUGAUUAAAAUUGAAAAAUAUCAUUGAUGUACAAAACCCUCAGAGAGUUUGUCUUGACAGCCACCACAACAUUAAAUAAAUCAAUAUAUGUCCACCUGUGUCCCAGAUUUUUUUUUACCUCUAACAAAUAUUUUAGAAAUGUCCCAGCACAUGAAAGAAAUCUAAUUUUACACUCAAAAUCAGGGGCUCCGGGCAGGGCUGGAUGCAGGAUAUCACGAAAGGGGGCACAUUUUACGAGGAAAUUUUUGACAAGCAAUUAAAUCUAAAAAAAAAUAAUAAUGGUAUUUCGUCCACAAAGAAUUUUAAAAGUACAAAAAUAAUAAAAAAUAAAUACACUUUCAUUAGGGGAGGGGCACUAUUCUGUCUUAACGGCAUUUUAUGUUACAAAUUUUAGUUUCAAAGGGAGGGGCUCGGGCCGCCCCCCCCCCCCCCCCUGGAUCCGCCAGUAUCGCCAGGAUCUACACAUAUAAUAGUCAACCACAAAAAAGUGUUAUUUGCCUUUCAAAAUCAGUCUUAAUUGAUUAGUAUUUUUAAAGAAAAUUCAUACUGUAAUGUAUUUCAAAAAUUCAGGAACACACCACUUUGGAUGAUACUGGGAUUGCGGGGUUUUUUAUUCAGAAUUUGUUUCCCGGGGGUGUUUCAUAAAAAUAAAUCAGUUAUUUAUUUCCUGACGUAAAACCGAUUGGUUGGUUUGGAUUUUGUGUCGAUGAGUGGAGCAUAUAAAAGUGUGUGUUUUAAGCAACUUCAUUUUUAUUAUGUAUGUAUAUCAUUCUGUAUUUGUUUUUGUUUGAAUUAGGUAGACUGACAUUGCGAGCGCUUCGGGCCAUUUGGAAAAGCGCCUUAUAAAUAAUGGGUAUUAUU